Molecule: messenger RNA, 2431 nt
Organism: Solea solea (common sole)
Lineage: Eukaryota; Metazoa; Chordata; Actinopteri; Pleuronectiformes; Soleidae
Exons: 5
Coding region: 137-856 (239 amino acids)
Source: RefSeq, a predicted model, not a curated record
CUCCCUCCUCCCUGCGUUCCUGUGUGGAAGGAAAGUCCAGCUCAGUGUGACCUGAGAUCUUCUGUGAGUAGCUGCUCGCUCCUCAGCUCGUCUUCAUCUUCAUCCUCUUCAUCCUCCUCGUGCUCAGGUGACUGUCAUGGCUGCCGCCCCCUCCAAGUCCUCACAGAAGGCCAAGAACGUGGCCCUGGCUGUGCUGGCCAUCUGGUCCAUCGUGUCUCUGGUGGUGAUCGUGGUGUGGGCGACGUCUCCCGACCUGAAGAGCUCGGCUCAGUGUAGGGCGGAGCUUCAGGACACGAAGGAGAAGAUGGAGGGAGCCAGGGUGGUGUGGGGGAAAGACCGUGUGGCUCUGGAGGAGAAGGUGGAGGAGGAGCGUGACAAGCAGGAGCGUCUGGCGGCGAAUAACCUGCUGCUGCUCGGACAACUACACGCCGCCAACGGCUCGCUGGAGGAGUGUCGCCAUGACAACGUCACCCUGAACAUGAACAUCAGCGUCCUGCAGGAGAACGUGGAGCAGCUGAGAGAGAAAGAGGUCAACCUGACGAGUCAGCUUGACCUGAAGGAAGAACACAUCGACACCCUGGAGCAGAACCUGACCCAGGCCGUCCACCUUACCCAGUCCUGCUACAGUCUGAGGGACGCCGCGCAGAGCCAGAUGUCGGCAGCACAGAUCCAGACCAAAGCCUGCGAGUCCAAGCAGCAGUACCUGCAGAAACUGCUUCAUAAGUGUAAAUCUCCUGAGCCGUCGCCAACAGAGGACAGUUCAUCCACCGCUGACAGGAAGUCAUCGGCCACGCCCCUCGCUGGUAUUCCUGCUGUGGCUCUGCUCGUCUGCAGCGCUCUGCACCUGUUCACCUGAGUUCAGCGCGACAGCCCGUCUUUUUGGCGGCAUGUACUGUGGUCCAGGGAAGGAGGCGGAGCCUGGACGGACUUAACGACUGCUGUACAAGCUUCCUGUCUACAAAACAAACAGAUGGCCAUGGAGACGCUGACAUCACACUGUUUAAUUAGACACAAUAUUUGCUUUAAAAGGAACAGCUGAGACGUUUACUGACCGUCAGCGACUCUGACCACUGUGUCCUCAACGCUCAACAGAGAUCAGUGUUCCUGCUUCCUGCUGCUGACACCUCCCACUUCCUGCUGCUGGUCCGUAGUUGUAGUUGUACUUCCUGUUGCCUGCUGCUGUUUUUACUGUUUCAGUCGUGGAUGAGAGUUUAGGCGUUUAUCACGUCUUCACUGUCCAUCACAAGCCGAGUCUCCAUAAAAUCUGGCUUAGUCAAAAAUCUCAACAGAAUUCAAAUAAAAAGCUCCGCCCAUUGUGUCUCAGAGUGAAUCCACAGUCAUUGUGUCACAUUUGAAUUAAUUCACUUAAUUACCGGGAUGAGUACAUUUUUAUGAAAACUGUGGGGUUGUGUUCUCAUUUGGACAAACUGAGACUUUUAUUUUUUGCAGUGAUGUUUCUGGACAAACAGAAACUGAUGCUUUUAUUUUUGAAAACUGCAAUGUUUUGUUUUGAACGGAAAGACUUUUAUUUUGAAAACCACAAGGUUUUGUUUUGGCAUGGAGGAAAAGAAACUGAGACAUUUAUUUUGAAAACCACAAUGUUUUCUUUUAGCGUAGAUGAACAGAAACUGAGACUUUUAUUUUGAAAACCGCAAUGUUUUAUUUUAGCAUGGACGAACAGAAACUGAGGCUUUUAUUAUUUAAAACUGCAAUGUUUUGUUUUAGUGUUGAUGAACGGAAAGACUUUUAGUUUGAAAACCACAAGGUUUUGUUUUGGCGUGGAUGAACAGAAACUGAGACCUUAAUUUUGAAAACCACAAUGUUUUGCUUUAGCGCGGACGAAAAGAAACUGAGGCUUUUAUUAUUUAGAACUGCAAUGUUUUGUUUUAGUGUUGAUGAAUGGAAAGACUUUUAAUUUGAAAACCACAAGGUUUUGUUUUGGCGUGGAUGAACAGAAACUGAGACCUUUAUUUUGAAAACCACAAUGUUUCGCUUUAGCGUGGACGAACAGAAACGGAGACUUUUAUUUUGAAAACUGCAAUGUCUCGCUUUUAUUUUUUCAUUACUUUGGUGACGUUCAUCAGGUUGGAGGUUGUUUUUAUUCAAAAAUUAUAAUGGUGAAAUGGGCAGAGACAGAGCGCGGAGACUCGAGCAGAGCUGAUGUUCAGUUGAUGGAUCGUAAGAAAGCGCGUUAAAACCUGGUUCACAGCUGCUGAGUCUGAUCAAUAAUCAAUCACAGCUGAUCGUCAGGUGUGAAGAGUGUGAUUGAUGAUUAUUUUUUGGUGCUUUUUCAGACAAACUCGCAGCUUCAGCUCUGUCACGACUUUUAAAAAAAGCUUUUAUAUUUUAUCUAUGCUGGUGUGUGUGUAUGUGUGGGUAAGUGUAAGUGUGUGUAUCACUGAUCAAUGAAUAAAUGUGACGAGUUUGUAAA